This is a messenger RNA of Medicago truncatula (barrel medic), 2369 nucleotides long. RefSeq names its product protein VASCULAR ASSOCIATED DEATH 1, chloroplastic. Lineage: Eukaryota; Viridiplantae; Streptophyta; Magnoliopsida; Fabales; Fabaceae. Gene Ontology annotation, biological process: negative regulation of programmed cell death. The coding region runs from base 196 to 2070 and encodes 624 amino acids. The transcript has 18 exons. The record is from RefSeq and is a predicted model, not a curated record.
GAGAAAGUUCCCUCGCGGAGUGACGCAGUUUGAUUCAGCAUCAACUACCGACGUUGACUCUACUCUAAUCAGCUUUCCUCUCUUUUGUUUGUAACCGUAAAACCAAAACAAAAACCCCACUCUUUUUAAGUUUCAACCACCUUUCCCAUUACUCAUAAAUCCUCAAUUCUCAGAUCUACAAUCUCUCUUUCUCCGAUGGCUUCUACGGCUGUUGCAACCGCCGAAUCGCCGCAACAUCCCGUUCAACCUUCUCCUUCUUCCUCCGUUGUUGAUCGUAACCAUUCUUCCAAUUCUUCCCCUAACUUUUUCAAUUCUUCCGAUAUUCCGUCUCCGGAUGCAUUAAAGAGUGAAGAGUAUCGUCAACUGUUUCGCCUUCCACAGGAAGAAGUCCUAAUUGAAGAUUUUAAUUGUGCCCUCCAGGAAAACAUACUUAUUCAGGGUCAUAUGUACCUAUUUGUCAACUACAUUUGUUUCUACUCGAACAUUUUUGGGUUUGAGACAAAGAGAAUUAUUCCUCUCCAUGAAAUCACAGGCGUACGGAGGGCAAAGACAGCUGGGAUAUUUCCCAAUGCCAUUGAGAUUAUAUCCGGAAGCAAGAAGUACUUCUUUGCAUCCUUCCUAUCCCGUGAUGAAGCUUUUAAGAUUAUUAAUGACGGAUGGUUGAGACAGGGAAACGAUGCCAGAGCAAUUAUGGAACAGCAGGAAUCGAUAUCGGAGUCCAGCAGCCAAGAGAAUGGGUUUUUAACUAUUGAAAAUGUGAAAAGUUCUGAUGUACUUGACAAUGAGGCACUUUCUACCGACUUGAGCAAAGGUAAUUCUAUUUGCAAAGACUUGGGUGUUCCAUCCAUUACUGGAGAAGACCCUAUAUUGAUGGUUGUUCCAGAGGAGCAAUCCAGUGCCGAACAGGUUGCUGAGUCUGAAUUGAAUAACAAUGAUCCCCCUAGAUUGGGUUGCAACUGGAAUGAGGAGGAUAUAGAUGCUCCGACAACCCCAGAAGCUUAUACGUGCGUUGCAGAAUCAAUAUUUCCGAUAAAGGUUGAAGACUUCUUUUGGUACUUUUUCUCGGAUGAUGCUAUAAAUUUUCUUGAGUCUUAUCGUAAAAGAUGCGGCGAUAAAGACUUCAAGUGUGCUUCAUGGCAUCCUCAAGAGAAAUUUGGGUAUGCUCGUGAACUGUCAUUUCAACAUCCAAUAAAAAUUUAUCUUGGAGCAAAAUCGGGUGGCUGCCAUGAGGUCCAGAAAUAUCGAGUUUAUAGGAACAGUCAUUUGGUUAUACAGACAUCACAAGAAGUCAGUGACGUACCUUAUGCAGAUUACUUUCUUGUCGAGGGGCUGUGGAAUGUAGAGAGAGACAAGGAUGAAUCAAAAGAACGCUGCAUCUUACGAGUAUAUGUGAAUGUGGCAUUUUCUAAGAAAACUAUAUUUAGAGGAAAAAUAGUACAGUCAACAAUUGACGAAUGUAAAGACGCUUAUGCAUUGUGGAUAAACAUGGCACAUGAGUUCUUGCAAGAGAAGAACCUUGUAAAACAAGAAAGUGGUUCCAUUGCUGCUGUAGUUAAAAAUGGCAAAAUGAAUUUUGAUAGAGAAGCUAAGACGGGAGAAACUUCAGAAGGAUCUCAGGAUCAAAGUAAUCCUACAGGAAGGCAAACUACAUCCGAUGCCAUCAAUGCUAUUCACAGUGUUAGUGCUCAAUUGCAAGAUAAUUUCAUUGACACAUCGUCGUCUGUUCCAUCUUUGUUCAAAGAGUUUGCGACAAAGAUCAGGUCAUCUUUGAAAAGUCAGAGCAAUCUUUCGCUGCUGCUUGUUACCAUUUUUGCUCUGAUUUUCUUCAUGCAGCAGUUUAGCAUACUGGUGCUCUUGGCCAGACCUCAACAUAUACAUAUGAACCCCCCUGUAGACUUUAUGAAUAGGAUGGACAAUGGAGUGACUAGAAGUCCUUCGGACAUAGCGUGGCUGGAGAAAAGAGUUCAUCACCUUAAAGAUGAGAUGUACAUGGUUGAGACUAGGCUUGAAAGAAUGCGGUAUGAGCAUGUUCUCUUAAAAAAGCAACUAAAAGAUCUAGAACAUAAAUAACUGUCUCUCCCUCUCUAUGUAUAAUCUUUUUGUAUAUACAUGUAUGAUGGGAUGUGAUAUGAGUAUAGUAUUAAAAAUCGAUAAUUCAUACCUUGUUGUAAAUGAAGAGUUUAUGUUAUGUCUAAAAUAGAGCAAGUGAGGAAUUUGUGAUUUAGGAAUUGUUUGGCAGCAUCCAGAAGCUGGAUGAGGUUCAAUAGAGUCAAUAUUAAAAAUCUAUGUUUGAUAUAGUGUAAUAACAUGGUAAUUUGGUGAGAAAGAAACACUAUGGGCAUGCUUGAGUUCCAACUUUUUGAGGCAAA